AUGUCAAAUAGUCCUCAUAUUGAGAUUACAACACUAAAAGAUAAAUUUAUCUCUGCCUCUAGCACCACAACCAUUGGGAAUUCUUCAAAAAUAGAGACAGAAAAUGAUGUUAAUAAACAAGUAGUCGACCCAUCAAUUAGCCAUCUAUUAAGUCCAGAAGUUUCUCAACAAAAUAAUCAACUUUCUAAUAAUCUACAAUAUAAUCGCCAAAAAAAUGGUGGCAAUAUAGCACCAAACAAAAAUAAAUCGAAAAGAAAGCCUGCUGGAAUUCCUAUCAAACAAACAGUAAAUAAUAACAAUGUAUCGCCUGCUAAUCCAAAUGACUCUGUACCACCUCUUUUGGGUGUCUCUAAUGAUCAAAACCAGGCAAUCAAAUUGAACCUCUCACCUACUUUAGGCAAUGAAUUUAUGGACUUUACUGAUGAUGAUGACGUCGAGAAAGUUAACAAAAAGUCAAACAAAAGUGCCCUUAGAGAAUCUAAUAGAUCAACAGUCUUAAAAGUUACAGAGGGGAAAAAAGCUCAAAAAAAAGAAAAAGAAACAACAUCAAGAAAAAUCAAAAAUAUGUUUAUGUUCAAGAAAAUGCCAUCAAAGAAAAAGGAUGAUGACUCUAUACAUCACACAUUAACUUCACUUUCAACUGCUUCAUUAUCAACCACAAAAAGAAGUUCCACAUCAUUUUCUAACACGUCAGUUCAUCCGACAGUGGAAAAUCUUGAAGUUGAUGAAAGGUCGAUUGAUGUCACCUUCUACUUGAAUAAAAAAUCUGUUGAUAGAAAUAAUAGCAGAAUAUCAUCCGUUUGUGAUAAGAAACUACGCUUACGCUUACGCGUUCUAAUAUAUGCUGAUGAUUUGCCAGCUCAUUUACGAUUUAAAAGUCCCCCUUCAACACCACCUCCGUCACAAAUACCAAGAAAAUCCAAGUCAGUGCCAAAACAUCUUAUUGAAAAAACUGGCAGAAGACGCUCACAUGAAAAUGGAAAACCAAGGGAAAAACAUUUAAUUGUUGAUGGUUUGGCAACUGUAUAUGAUGUUAUAUCGAAAUCUAUGAGAAAGUUUGGCAUUAUUGAUGGUGUUGUUGAUGAUGGUGAAUAUAUAGGACGCAAUGAUAUUGAUGAAGUACCACGUUAUAAACUAAUGCUUAGUUCAGAAGGAAAUGAAAAACUAUUGCAUCCUAAAACAGAAAUCCUGUCUGUUUAUCCAACACCUCCGAAUCUUAUACGUUUAUCAGUUGAUUCAUUAGAUUCCAAUUCUUCACUUGUACAAAAUUAUCUUCCGGAUGAACCUACAUUUGUUCUACGUCUAUCAAAACCUGAAAAUUGUAGAAAUCUUCAACGUGAAUACAGCAGAUCCAAGCAAAAAUCCAUUAUAUCAUCACAUAAAAAUUCUGAAAAAGGUGUUGAUAUUGUUACAAGUGAUGGUGCAAUUAGAAGUUCAAGGAUUUUUGAUGAGUCAAAAGUGCGUUAUUCAUUUAUUUUAACUGACGGAGAAGAAAUGGAUAUCAGUGAUAUUAUUGAAGAUGUUAUGGGUUUUGGCAAAAAGAAUCUUAAUAGAAGGAGUACUACUCAAGAUGUAGAUGUUUUGGUAAAGAUUGCAGAUGGUGCCCAAAAUAAUGAUAAUAAUAACAUAUCAUGUCAGUCAUUAAAUAAGAUUGACCUUGUGAUUGAAAAAGUAAAACCGACAAUAAAUCAAACCAUAGAGUCAGAAAAUAAGGAUAUAAUUGUUGAUUUGGUGCAUAAAGCUAAAACACCAUCAAAAAUAAGUAGAUCAUCUUCAAUUUCAUCGGCUAAUGAUUUUGGUUUGGAAGAAUUGUUGAUGCUUGCUAGAGGUGUUAACAAGUUGGAAUUAAAAGGACGUAGAAAAAGUGAUUGGUAUUUUAAUGAAGACCCCCAUAAAGUAUUGGAUCAACUUAAAUCAAUUGAAAUAAAAGAUAAAAUUAAAGAUAUUUUCGCUGAUAUUACUCAAGAACUUGAUAAAAUGGAUCAGGAUCUUGAUAAAUUACUAGCUGAUACAAUAAGAAUUUUUUGA
Molecule: messenger RNA, 2028 nt
Organism: Entrophospora sp. SA101
Lineage: Eukaryota; Fungi; Glomeromycota; Glomeromycetes; Entrophosporales; Entrophosporaceae
Source: the annotation of a GenBank genome assembly